This is a messenger RNA of Aspergillus piperis CBS 112811, 1216 nucleotides long. RefSeq names its product ankyrin repeat domain-containing protein. Lineage: Eukaryota; Fungi; Ascomycota; Eurotiomycetes; Eurotiales; Aspergillaceae. Gene Ontology annotation, molecular function: protein binding. The record is from RefSeq and is a predicted model, not a curated record. The coding region runs from base 1 to 864 and encodes 287 amino acids. The transcript is spliced from 3 exons.
AUGUCACAUCUAUUUCAGGUGCUGGAGGAGGCUAAUAAGCCCUUCUUGGAGAGCUGCCGUCACGGUGAUUUGGCCCAAGUUAAGAAACACCAGGAGGCCAAGGCUCUAGACCGAGAGGUUCUGACCAUGGGCUUGAGGGAAGCUGCCCAGGGCGAUCACAUCGACACUAUGCGCCAUCUACUAAAUGCUGGCGCCAAACCCCAGUCUCCCAGCGUCGUGGAUGAAGUACACUCGGUCGAGGCAGUCAAGGCCUUGCUAGAACACGGUCUUACUUUUGAGACUCGGCUACACCCCCUUAAUACGGUGCCACUUGUACACCUUGUGAAGAGGAACGAUGUACGGCUCGUUCACUGGUGCCUUGAACAAGGUGCCGACCCCACCUUCGGCUGCCCGAAUGCCCAGUCAUUCAAUGACCUUGAAAAGCCUGAUCAGUCUCCUAAGAAGGGCUCAGGGGCAGUUCUUGGUAUGGCCUCCCGCCGAAGUAGCCCGGAGAUUGUUGACCUCCUUCUCGAUCAUGGUGCCAACAUCCACAGCAGUAAUGUGUUACAUUAUGCUACAUGUAGGAAGGAUGGACGAGCCUUACCAAUCAUGGACCACCUGCUACGGCGUGGGGCCGACGUGAAUGAAUUUGGCUAUCCUGCAUUCCUACAUUUCGGCGGCACUCCCCUUCAUGCGGCCAGCUACCAGGGAAAUCUUCCGGCCGUGAAGUGGCUCCUGGAGCAUGGUGCAGACCCCGGCGUGGAAGACGCCCAAGGUAGUAAGCCGCUUGAUCUAGCAGCUUUAGAGGAGGAAGACGAAAUAUGUGAUGUUCUCUAUGAAUGGACACGAUUGGACGACACUGGUAAGGCUGACUACCGGCGGUAGCUCAGGCUAGCCGAAAGCGAACAGCUCCAGGGCAUGACAGGGUCAGCCCCUAUUGUCUUAAGGUCUGUGAUGGACAAGGAACAAAGCAUUAAGAGCCCUUCCCGCUCAUGUGCGCAUUGCUGUAUUUUUUUUAUACAUCUCCAUCCUACGACUAUUCCAACCCUUCGGCAUCGAUAUUGGAACGUAGCGAUGGCACUUAUGUACCACAAUAUCACAAAUCACUCCGACUUUUCCAAUAGCUCGGCUUACUCUUCAUCGACUUGUCUGUAGGUACUUCCCGUGCUGCUGCAAAAGAUUAGCUAGCCUGAUCGGCCGGAACAUGGAUAUAUUUGCAACCGCUAGUACACUUUCG